GCGUAAAGGGUUAACAGGAGGAGGCGCAGCAGCGGUCAGCUCCGUCUGGGUGGAGUGAAGUUUAGACAUGUACUACACCAACAAAUUAGCCCAGAGGAGAGCAGAGCAUUGUGUUUAAGUGAGGAAAAAAAACACGUAGAGAGGUGAGAAGAGAUUAAAAAAGAGAGAGAGAGAGAGAGAGAGAGGUGUGGAAGAUGAGUGAUGUGAGCGAAGAGACGCUGCUGGAUUAUUUCUCCUCCACCGGAGGCGGCUCGGGCAGGGUGAAGAACGCAGACAUGCUGAAGACAUUCAAGCCUUUCAUUGGCCACGCUGACUUGCAGUUGCGUGCUAAAUACAGAGAGGAAUUCAAGCUCAUCAUCGACCGAAUCGCUGUGGUGAAGUCAGAGAACGGCGAGAAGUAUUUAGUCCUAAAGAAGAAAUACAGGCAAAUGCUCCAUGAGCGAGAUGCCAAACAUCCUGGGACGGACGGGGACGGACAGAGACAUUCGAGCCCGGCCCGAACUCCGGCGACGGCGCAGUGGGACACGACGGACGCCUCGACUUCUUCUUCUUCUCCCCGUCAUCAGAAAGAACAACAAGAUGAGAGAGAGCCCGACGGCGCUGCAGAGGCCGUGCGGACGGUAUCGACCGUCACCGCGCCGCAGCAUCCCGUCGUCCUGAUCCAGGAACCUUUGGCUCAAAGCAACAAGGAGGAUGAUCUGGACAAAGACUCGGGCUCAAAGUCCGAGUCAGAGCAAGACGAAGAGAGUACAGGCAGUAUGGGCUCUGCUGCGGUUGCUUUGGAUCCUUUAGAGAAGGAGUGGAUCUACUCUGCUGCCGGCGCUCGGGUCCCUGACCUCUCUCAGCUGCUCAGACAGGACCCCUCGCUGGCAAACAAGAAGGACUUCACCUCAUUUACCGCUCUGCACUGGGCUGCUAAACACGGCAGCGAGGACAUGGCCGCUCUGGUGGCUGACGCCGGUGCUGACGUCAACACCAAAUCACAUGGGGGAUACACACCUUUACACAUUGCAGCGUUACACGGUCAUCGGCAUAUUCUAGACCUGCUCAUAGGGACAUAUGGCGCUAAAGAAAACUUAAGGGACUACAGCGGCCACCUCGCCUUCCAUUAUCUGAACAUCAAGGAACCAGGGGAGGGUCUAGAGGAGGACUGCGAGAUCUUGAUCCCCGUGUUUCAAGUCACUCAGGCCAGAGAGCGGAACAGGAACAGGAAGUUGGUAUCCUUGUUUCACUCCAAGAAGAAGUGGGGCUCAGCGGAGGAGCUGGCUCCGAUCGAGGAGGAGAGGACGGCGUCGCAUCAGCUCAUCCUUCCUGCGUUCAGACCCAGAAAAUUCUCCCGCUGAGUAAAAACAGAAACCAGGGACGAUUUCUGCCUGUGCGAGCUGUCCUACACUCACACACACACACACACACUCAUGAUGUAAACCUACAUGUAUAUACAAAGGAAGUGAUAGUGUAUUUAUUAUGUACACACACACACACAUACACACACACACACACACACAGGCUAUUGGCACCUACGCUUACUGACCGAUAACGCACGUUUGCAGAUGCACCUCAACGUCUCAUCCAAGUAUUAAACACAGAUGUUUCAGCAUUGACAGAUGAUCUAAAAAUAUGUCUUAUCAAUAUCCGUGCUCACCACAGAAGUAUUUCUUGACGCCUUUAAAUGUUCAUGAAUGUUGCAUAAAUGUUACGUUUGCCUUAAAGUUUCAGCUCAGGCCACGUCACCUUUGUUUGUAUUAAACUCUGCGAGAUCCCUAUGCUAUUAAUAUUCAUUUGCAGAUGACGCUAUAGGUGAUCCAGUUUGUUUGAUUUGAUUAUUUUAAAAUCAUAAUUACACUGUCAGUUAAGGGACUGUGUGAAAAUUAUUGGUGUAGGGAAGAGGGAUUAACCUAACGUUUAUUUUUUUAAAUCAAGACCAUCCACAGCGUUCUUAAUGUUUUACUUUAUUCGGACAGUGUUUGUAACUCAAAGGUGGUGUCCCCAAUUACACCUUUACCAUUACACAUGUUUGUUUUUCAUAAUUUAUCCGCAAGGGGAAAUUCAAAUUAAAUAUAAAUAAGUCAUGAGGAAAGGUUAAGACGCUCGUCUCCUCUCCUUUCCCUCCAGCAGUAAGAAGACAACACGUUACCCUCCCCCCCUUUUCUGACCUGCCCCACAAAUAAUUUCCCUACGGUCCCUAAUCACUAAAAAUGUUGAUGAUGGUUCAGGCGCGUUUUUGUUUGCUUAUCGUCGUGAAUGCAGCGUUUCCAAUGUUAGGUGAAUGCACCAGCAAAGAAUGAAGCCAAAUUAUGAGACAAUGACAUCGUUUUCGGGAUUCAACAAAUAAAAGCUCAGUAAAUCGAUAAAUUUAAUAAUUUUACUGGAAGUUAAUUUUCAAGCAGUCCUGAAAAAGUUUCACCAUGCUUUACAAAGUGUUUGAAAAAAUGUAAAUCUGAGCCACUGCUGACGCUAAACUCCUUCCCAAACACACGUGUUUCAUUAGCCACCAUCAGUACAGACUACACGUGUCGUCUCCCUGUUAAUUAGUCUCAUUUCUGGCCGUCGUACCUGCAGAUUAUAAUCUGCAGCUCCGUUACUCGACUCCUUUGAAAGCUCUCGUGUCAAAGUACUUUAAUUUGCCGGCCCCUCCCCCUAAGUUAACUAAACGUUAACUUCUGCAGAAGAAAUUUGCACUAAUGCAUCGUGAAUCAACGUCUUUGGUUUAAAGUGCUUCACUUCAUUUAACUUCUUGCAAAAGACGCUCAUUGUUACUAUUUGUUACUACGUCAAAGCUCGAGUUUUUGUUCCGUUUGUGUAAUCUAAUCUGUCUCCAUACAUCUUUUGCACAAUAUUUAUAUAAUGAAGAUAUUUUGGUAUUAAACAGUAUUUUAUAUCAAA
Messenger RNA from Larimichthys crocea (large yellow croaker), 2883 nucleotides. Its product is annotated as ankyrin repeat domain-containing protein SOWAHB. NCBI's taxonomy places the organism in Eukaryota, Metazoa, Chordata, Actinopteri, Sciaenidae. The transcript is spliced from 14 exons. The record is from RefSeq and is a predicted model, not a curated record. Gene Ontology annotation, molecular function: protein binding. The coding region runs from base 195 to 1343 and encodes 382 amino acids.